Messenger RNA from Tachyglossus aculeatus (Australian echidna), 2195 nucleotides. It is a transcript of the gene SLC9A8, whose product is annotated as solute carrier family 9 member A8. The coding region runs from base 13 to 1779 and encodes 588 amino acids. The transcript has 16 exons. The record is from RefSeq and is a predicted model, not a curated record. NCBI's taxonomy places the organism in Eukaryota, Metazoa, Chordata, Mammalia, Monotremata, Tachyglossidae. Gene Ontology annotation, biological process: sodium ion transport; proton transmembrane transport; regulation of pH. Gene Ontology annotation, molecular function: sodium:proton antiporter activity. Gene Ontology annotation, cellular component: membrane; Golgi apparatus.
GUCCGCCGCUCUAUGGUUCCUGGCGUUCGCCGGAAGGGGGCGAAGAUGGCGGAAGCCGAAUUCCCCAAUGCCACCCGCGAUGGGUUCAACGUCACCUUCCACACCACCCUGGCCGCCACCACCACCAAACUGGUCGUUCCCACGCCGGCGAAACCCAUCCUUCCCGUGCAGACCGGAGAGCAGGCGCAGCAAGAGGAACAGUCCAGCGGGAUGACUAUAUUCUUUAGCCUCCUUGUUUUAGCAAUCUGCAUCAUAUUGGUGCAUUUACUGAUCAGAUACAGACUGCACUUCUUACCGGAGAGCGUUGCUGUUGUUUCUUUAGGUAUCCUCAUGGGAGCAGUCAUAAAAAUCAUAGAGUCUCAACAACUGGCAAACUGGAAGGAAGAAGAAAUGUUUCGCCCAAACAUGUUUUUUCUCCUCUUGCUUCCACCUAUUAUAUUUGAGUCAGGAUAUUCCUUACACAAGGGGAACUUCUUUCAGAAUAUCGGUUCCAUCACCCUUUUCGCUGUGUUUGGCACAGCGAUUUCAGCUUUUGUUGUGGGCGGAGGAAUUUAUUUUCUAGGUCAGGCUGAUGUGAUUUCUAAACUCAACAUGACCGACAGUUUUGCAUUUGGUUCCUUAAUAUCUGCAGUUGACCCAGUGGCUACCAUUGCCAUCUUCAAUGCUCUUAACGUGGAUCCGGUGCUUAACAUGCUUGUUUUUGGAGAAAGUAUUCUCAACGAUGCAGUCUCUAUCGUCCUCACAAACACGGCAGAAGGUUUGACCAGAAAAAAUAUGUCAGACGUCAGUGGAUGGCAAACGUUUUGGCAAGCUCUUGGCUAUUUUCUCAAGAUGUUCUUUGGUUCUGCGGCACUUGGCACCCUCACUGGCCUGAUUUCUGCAUUGGUAUUAAAGCACAUCGAUUUAAGAAAAACACCCUCCCUGGAGUUUGGAAUGAUGAUCAUCUUUGCUUACCUUCCUUAUGGACUUGCAGAAGGUAUUUCGCUCUCAGGUAUCAUGGCCAUCCUGUUCUCUGGCAUUGUGAUGUCCCAUUACACACACCAUAAUCUUUCUCCAGUUACCCAGAUCUUGAUGCAACAAACCCUUCGAACCGUUGCCUUCAUGUGUGAAACAUGUGUGUUCGCAUUCCUUGGUCUGUCGAUUUUCAGUUUCCCGCACAAGUUUGAAAUUUCCUUCGUCAUCUGGUGCAUUGUGCUUGUGCUGUUCGGCAGAGCCGUGAACAUUUUCCCCCUCUCCUACCUCCUGAAUUUCUUCCGAGACCAUAAGAUCACCCCAAAGAUGAUGUUCAUCAUGUGGUUUAGCGGUUUACGUGGGGCAAUUCCCUAUGCCCUGAGCCUCCAUUUAGGUUUGGAACCCAUCGAGAAGCGGCAGCUGAUCGGGACCACGACAAUCAUCAUCGUCCUGUUCACCAUCUUGCUUUUGGGAGGGGGAACGAUGCCCCUCAUCCGACUGAUCGAUAUCGAAGAUUCCAAAGUGCGGAAAAAGAACAAGAAGGAUAUCAAUCUCAGCAAAACAGAAAAAAUGGGUAACACCAUCGAGUCCGAGCACCUGUCGGAGCUUACCGAAGAAGAGUACGAAGCUCACUACAUCAAACGGCAGGAUCUCAAAGGCUUCCUGUGGCUCGAUGCCAAGUAUCUGAAUCCUUUUUUCACCAGGAGGUUGACGCAGGAGGACGUACAUCAUGGUCGGAUCCAGAUGAAAACGCUCACCAACAAGUGGUACGAAGAGGUGCGGCAGGGACCGUCCGGCUCGGAAGACGACGAGCAGGAGCUUCUGUAGUCAGGAGGAGGACAGGUCUGACUGGUUUCCGUUUAGAUCACCCCCGCUAGACCGCAACGGCGCUCCGGGCCCGGGGCUGAGAAAGCAAGGCAAUUUGGGACGUCUUAAGGCCUCUCCGAAAAUGCCACCGGUGCAGUAAUGUAAGUUAUGUCAUCCUUCAGAGGCCCCGCCAGCAUUAAAGCACAGCGCGGCAAAUCUUUUCAAGCGGGAAUUGCCCGACCGAGGUUGUCAUCGGACCGCGGAGCCGCCGCAAUUGUGUCGACGCCGCCUGGGGUAUCAAUCAAUCAAUCAAGGGUGUUUAUUGAACGCUUACUGUGAGCAGAGCACUGUGCCAAACGCUCGGGAGAGGACACCGAAAGGAUAACCUAUCAACGCCCAGCUGGGUGGCAAUUCCCUGGUCAAAUUUUUCCAUUUGU